Molecule: messenger RNA, 1651 nt
Organism: Rhodamnia argentea
Lineage: Eukaryota; Viridiplantae; Streptophyta; Magnoliopsida; Myrtales; Myrtaceae
Exons: 6
Coding region: 199-1404 (401 amino acids)
Source: RefSeq, a predicted model, not a curated record
UUGAAGGCCAGGGCCGACGGGCCGUCUGAGAUUCUUGGACUCCGCAAAGCUUGCGGCCGACGUUGGCCUGUCCCCUCCGAUUUGUGGUCUCCUCCGCUGAUUGUGGCUGCAGUUGGCGAGAGCUUCAGCUGCAAGUCGAUCGAGAGAGAGAGAGAGGGGGCGAGAAGGCGACGGGUCGGGGCGGUCGUGGUUGUGGCAAUGGCAACCUUAGCCUCCUUCCUCUCCUCUUCCCCCUCCCUUCCUCGCCUUCACCAUCCCCACCGCCACCCCUGUCCCCAUCGCCACGGCGUUGACUCUCUCUCCUUCGCCGAUCCCCCCGUUCGCAUCUCCAUGAUCCCUAGGAAGGGCCGGGCCUUGAUAGCCGCCUCUUCGUCGGCGGGUGGCUCCUCAAUAGAUGACCUCGGCCCCGGGGAUGAUUGUCGGUCCGUCAAUUCGCCUCAGAAAUCGGUUCUCUCAACUCUGAUACAAGAGAUAGAACCACUAGAUGUGAGCCUUAUUCAGAAAGACGUGGCCCCAACUACUAUUGAUGCGAUGAAGAGGACUAUCUCAGGAAUGUUGGGCUUGCUUCCAUCGAAUCAGUUUCAAGUAUAUAUUGAAGCUUUGUGGGAACCACUCUCAAAGUUGUUGGUCUCUUCAAUGAUGACAGGUUAUACACUGCGAAAUGCAGAAUAUAGGCUUUGCCUUGAAAGGAAUCGUGAUACGCAUGAACAGAGCUUUGAAAAUCGGACUGAAGACCGCUCGCAAAGUGGCUUGCCAGAAAUUUUACUAGACAGUGCUAGAAAAAUCAACUUUUCUGGAAAGACUGCAGUAUCACCCAAAUAUGAAAAAGUUAGAGAAGAGACAGUUGAGGAUAUUAAACGUCUAGGCAAACUUUCUCGUGAAGCUCAGGAAUAUAUUGUCCAUUUACAAUCUCGUUUAUCAUCUGCCAAAAAGGAACUACAUGAAGUCAAGAGGAAAAGUGCUGCUCUCCAAAUGCAACAGUUCGUCGGGGAGGAAAAAAAUGAGUUGCUGGACUACUUGAGAUCGCUAGAACCCGAAAAGGUGGCUGAGCUAUCAGAACCUUCCAUGCCUGAAUUGAGGGAAACAAUCCAUUCAGUUGUUCAUGGUCUUCUUGCGACUUUGUCUCCUAGAAUGCACUCUAAGGGUCCUCCUUUAUCGGAGUGCUCAUCAAAUCAAGAAAUAUGUUCUGGCGAUGAUGAUCACCCUGAACUUGUUGAGAAUGUGUCACUCCAGUUCCAGCCAAUCGUCUCAUUAACUAGGGACUAUCUAGCACGGCUCCUCUUCUGGUGCAUGUUGUUAGGGCACCAUCUGAGAGGCCUUGAAUAUAGGUUGGAGCUUGCAGAGCUUCUAUCUCUGACAGUUGACGCUGAAAACGACACUUCUGGCAGUGGACAAGUUUCUUGAAGAGUCAGAAGUGCCUCGUCAUUGUUCCCUCAACCUGUACAUUAAUGCAGGAUAGAAUCACGAGGGAAAUCGAUUUAUAUCAAUGAGACGCAGUGGCCGUUCGCCUUUCCUUUCCUAUGAUCGAGACAGGCUAUAUCUCGACAUUUGCAAAUUGUCAUAGCACCAUAGAAUGAAUAGAUUCUCCUCCUGUAAGUAGAUAUGUUUAUGUCAUUGUCAAUAAUAAGUUUUCCCAAUCUCUUCAUGAAAA